UUUCCUGAGCCAACAACAGUCGCCUCGGCUUUGACAGAUAACCUAAACCCACCUCAAACACGCACAUUGUACCAGGGUACCGCUACGACACCGGGCACAAUGCCUCUCGGAAGACACACGCUGCGUUGAUGUGGGUCGUUGUUUUUGUCAGUCAACGAUUGCCUCGGAUAACCCGGCUACUGGCGGCUAAAGCACACAAGCUAGCUCAUAAGCUACACCGCUAGCCAUCGAUCCAGCAUCGGCCAGCAGGUCUGAACGGGGGCUGACCGGAGACGCUCACUGACAAGUUGAACCUGCGUGACAGCUCACGCGCCUCUUAUUACGGACGACCGAGCCGAGAGAGAAGCGGGGGGGAUGGUGCAGCCCCAACCUGAUGGCCCAAUGCAGUGGGAGAUGUCAGGAGAAGAGAGUGGCGGGACCCUCAGGGUACCACCAGAGCUGGCAUCCAAUGAAGUGGUGAACAGGUUGCUGGGGGACAACCAGCAGCUUAGAGAUGCCUUGCGGCGGAGCAACAUAGCCUUACGUCAGCGCUGUGAGGAGAUGGAGGGAUGGCAGCAGAGGACAAGAGAUGAACGGGAGUUUCUCAGCUGUCGUUUCCAGGAGGCCAGGGCCCUGGUGGAGAGGCUGGCUCAGGAAAACCACUCCUUACAGAGCUUGGUGAACGGACCAGCCUCUAACCUCUCCUCCAACCACUGCUGCAGCCCCAGCCAGACUGAAGACCUGCAGGGGCGACCAGCCAGGAGCGGAACACUGGAGGGACCACAGACACUAGAUCAGCGGGAGAAGAGAAGAGUUGAAGAGACGGAUCAACACACACAGACCACACCGCCUCGCAGCCUGGGCGACGCGAGUGUGCGUAGCUUCUUGAGUAGCGCCCCCCCCUCUCCCUCCACCUCACUAUCAGAGGUAUGGGGGGAGAUAGUGGGCAGGGGAAAUGGCCAGCCUGUGGAAGGUGCAAAUGAGUUUCUCCAGCUGCUGAAAAGCCACAAAGAAAAGCUGGAGGAAGGGAUGAGGGAGCUGAGGAGGAAGAAUGAAGAGCUGGAGAGGGACAAGGACGAGGGAGAGAAGGAGAGAGAGCGAAUGAAGCGCUGCAUUGACCAGCUACGGGGAAAACUGGUCCAGGCACAGGCAAGCAGCGCUACCGAAGAGGUUAUUCAGCAUCGCUCUGAGGCACAGCACUCCUCUGACAGGUAUCGUGAGUUGGAGGAGAAGCUUGAUUACCUGCAGAAGAGCUCAGCUCAGCGGGACAGAACUGAAGCUCUGCUCAAACAGAAGGACAAGGACUGUUCCCAGCUGGCCAAGGACUGCGAGGCUCUGAAAGCUCAAGCAACCUCCCUACUAGGAGAGCUGAACGAGAGACAGAGCUGCCUGGAGAAAAGCGAGCAUGAGCGCAAAGUGUUGGAUGAAAAGCUGUGCAAUAAGAUGAAGGCCCUGCAGGUGGCAGAGCGGGAGCUGGAGCAGCAGAGGAAGCAGCAUCAUGUGGCCAUGGACAAGCUGCUGCUGCAGACCCAGAGCCUGGAGCAGGCCCUGAAGACAGAGAGACACGUCGUCACAGAGGAGAAGAAGAAACUGACCCAGUUGCAACAUGCAUACACCUGUCUUUUUAGAGACUAUGAUUCUAAACUGAAGAGUGAGGGAGGAGAUCUGUGCAGUCGACUAGAGGAGGCGGAGCGAGCGCUGGCCCUGAAGCAGGACCGGAUAGAUAAACUGAAGGAGGAGGUGGAGCAACAGAAGGGCUCCCUGGAGACUGUUCCGGUCCUCACUGCACAGGCUGAGAUCUACAAGGCAGAUUUCCUAGCAGAGCGAGAAGCCAGAGAGAAGCUGAACCAGAAGAAGGAGGAGCUGCAGGAUCAGCUGACUCAGGCCGUGGCUGAGAUUGACCGGCUCAAACAGGAAGCCACAUCACGUGCACGUAUGGAGCAGAUGAAGCUGAGACACCUGGAAGACUUCCCAACACGGGCCCCACACAUUCCCCCUCCACAAGCUUUCAACACGGUGCCCCCUGCCCCCUCGUUCAGAAAUCAGGGGUCGUUAGCAGUCGGGGAUCAAGGGGCAGCCGGAGCUGAGGAGCUGCCUGAUUUAUGUUGUCCUAAGUGCCACUACCAGGCUCCUGAUAUGGACACGCUGCAGAUACACGUCAUGGACUGUAUACAGUAGCAAGGGCAUAAUUCAGCAGGCCAUGGCACCAACACUCACAUACAUAUAUACACAGUAUAUUGACGUACCUUGUGUCUAUUCCCGGCUCUGGGCACAUCCUGGAAAAACAUGUUGGUAGUUGCACCUUACUCUCUCUGCCAUGUAAACACACACACACAAACCUGAAUACAUACUGAGGAUCUUACCAAUUUAAAAAUCAAAUGUGUUGGAUUCAAGACAAGCAACAAUCGGAUGACAAUAUGAACAAGUGAAAGAAAAGAAUGAUAAUCAGCAUGGUGUGUUCCCAGAGGUGCUCCGAGGAUUCAAAAUCUACUGUAGCUUUUCCAUUUCUGCAACCCAAUACUUUAUUUCUCCUGGCACCUGUUCUUUUACCCCCCAUCCCCAUGUCUCGCCUUUUAGAUGGCACACUGAUGCACGUGUCCAUCACAAUGUGUUUAUGAUCCCUGAUAUCAUACGGUCCCUCUUCUACUGAGGAGGUAAAUACAUACUGUGGAAUAAGUGUGUGUUGACUGCAUCAUCUGUGUAAUACGCAUAAUAAUCAUUGGGCAUAAGGUGAAAAACGUGACAGUUCAGAAGGUCACUUUCCCCUCUAAAGGAGAAAACACAUGACAAUGUGAAUAACCUAGUGAGCUUUAAAUAAUAUAGAAUAUUUAAAUAAGUUUUGUUCAUAAAUGUUGCUGUCUACAUUGCCUCAAAACAUGUAUUAUUAUGUAUUAGAGAUGGAUUUACUCUUAUUGAAAAAAAGUAGCCAUACUCUGUGUCCUGUGCCUGUGUAGACCACUGCUUUAUCUUUGAUGCUAGACCUGACCUUUAACCCAACAUAGCUCUGUUUGUGCCUCCUAUUCGGUCUUAUAUGUUCCUGUGGCACCCAGCUAUUUAUCCAUCCCAAGCCCAUGGAGUGUCUUUUCAACUUUUUGUGAAUAUUGUCAGUAAUUAGAGAUAAUUUGGUGCAAAGAAUAUUGUUUCAAACUUUUGAAGAUUCACGAAAUAAAUAAUAAUAAAUCAAUUGUUCAUU
Molecule: messenger RNA, 3172 nt
Organism: Anoplopoma fimbria (sablefish)
Lineage: Eukaryota; Metazoa; Chordata; Actinopteri; Perciformes; Anoplopomatidae
Gene: ikbkg
Product: inhibitor of nuclear factor kappa B kinase regulatory subunit gamma
Exons: 15
Coding region: 355-2157 (600 amino acids)
Biological process (GO): positive regulation of canonical NF-kappaB signal transduction
Cellular component (GO): IkappaB kinase complex; cytoplasm; nucleus
Molecular function (GO): K63-linked polyubiquitin modification-dependent protein binding
Source: RefSeq, a predicted model, not a curated record